GAGUCCCCAACCGCCCCCCAUUGAAUCCACCCAUGGAUCCGCCUCGCUCUCCCCCCUCCACCUCCACAGUCACGAUGCUAUCCACCCGGCCAGGUCACUCCCUAUAUAACUCGGCCCUGUCUACCCUGCCAGUCACGCUGGCUCCGUGACAGAUCGUGCCCCGUCCUCCUUGCUGCGUUCCCUCUCCUCCGAUCCGGCUAUAAACUCGCGCGCCUUCUUGGACCCAAUCAUUGCUCGAUCCCCCGCUCCUCCUAGAUCUCUCGUCUCCUCCUUAUUCCUCUGACCACCGGCGGGUUAGAGGUUUUAUUGCGGCGGCGGCCAUGGAGGAGUCUGGGGUUGUAGUUAGCGGCGGCACCGUGGCGAGCUGGGUGGCGUCCGGGGUGGUGCUGUGGUCGACGGCGUUCGUCCUGCUGCGGGCGCUCUUCCCCAAGCGCUCCUACGACUUCUGCAACCGCGCCGUCUCCACCAUGCACGCCGUCACCGCCGUCUGCCUGGCCUGCCUCUCCGUCGCCGACUGGUCCUGCCCCGUCUGCCCGCUCGCCGCCGCGUCGUCCCCGAGCCAGAUGAAGGCGCUGGCGGUGACGCUCUCGUACAUGGUGUACGACGCGGCGUGCUGCCACCUCAACGGCGACGUGCGGCUGGACAACACGGUCCACCACCUCGUCAGUAUCGUCGGCAUCGGCGCCGGGCUCGCCUACCAGAGGUGCGGGACGGAGAUGGUGGCCAGCCAGUUCGUCACGGAGAUCUCGAGCCCGCUGCUGCACCUCCGGGAGAUGCUCAAGGAGUUCGGCGUCCGCGACACCGGCCUCAACCUCCUCGUCGACGUGCUCUUCGCCCUCACCUUCUCCGUCGCCCGGAUGGGCUUCGGCCCCUACCUCACCUACUCCACCGUCACGGCCGACAACCCCAUCCUCAUCAAGGCGAUGGCGACGGGGCUGCAGCUCGUCAGCGCCUACUGGUUCCUCCGGAUCCUCAGGAUGGUCAGGUACAAGCUCGGCAAGAACAAGAAGAAGCCACCGCCGUCCGCAGCGGGCAAGCUCGCCACCGACUGAUCUCCGGCGAUCGUACGCCGGCGACCUGCAGGAGCCACCGGAGCCCAAGCUUUGCCGACGGCGGAUUAGGAGUUGGAUUCGAUCCGAGACCGAGUGCUGUACAUAUAUACACGUGGUCUGCGAGGUUCUUUGCCUCUGAUCAUGUAAACAUGCUGUCCAUUGGCAAGGGCGCCGCAAACUGGCGGCGCGCCGUGCGUGUACUCUACCAACUGUUAUCGGCAAUACAAAAUUGUCCAGCGAAUUGAAGUUCA
Messenger RNA from Panicum virgatum (switchgrass), 1303 nucleotides. RefSeq names its product TLC domain-containing protein 5-like. The transcript is spliced from 4 exons. NCBI's taxonomy places the organism in Eukaryota, Viridiplantae, Streptophyta, Magnoliopsida, Poales, Poaceae. The record is from RefSeq and is a predicted model, not a curated record. Gene Ontology annotation, cellular component: membrane. The coding region runs from base 321 to 1052 and encodes 243 amino acids.